AUGACUAAUAUGACCCAAGAAUUCAACCUUGAACUGUCUUCGAUACCUAUAGUUCUCGUUAAUGAUGUACUUCGAGGUCUUCUGCAUUCCAUCAUUUUUCAUCGAUUACUUGUCCAUGUGGUGCCUCGAGAACUGCGAGUCUUGAAUACCUCCAUAUCCAUUACAGACAGUCCUGAUAUUGAAAAUUUGAUAGAAGAGAAAAUUGUCGAUUACUUGAAUAGCGUUCAACACCCAUCAGCAACAGCAACCUCUUCCUCCUCAAUAGCAGCAGCAGUGUCUCCAUCAUCUACUUCACAGUCAAAACAGCAAGGAAAGAUUACCAAAAGAGUAGCCAUUUUAUUCUAUGAGAAACGGCUAAGAAAGAAUUGGUUCCAAUUCUCGAAAUCAGAAGAAUUCGUGUGCUGGGAACAAUGGACAAUCACAUUACACUUAAUAAACGAUAACACAACAGUAGCGGCAGAGCAGGAACAGGCAAAGCUAGUCAAGUCGGUCGAGUAUCAGUUUAAACAGUCUUUGUUAAAGAUACUAAAGAUUGUCAAUGGGCAUAAAGAACACAUUCCUUCUAUUACAACUACAGAAGGAAACCCAUUUCCGUAUCAGAUUGCAAUACAGUCGAACACUGAAAGCUGGAGCUCAAUGAUGAAACGUUUACAUAUUGCUGAUGUACCAACAAUAGAAAGGUCAUCGUUGAGCACAAAAAAACCUCACCAUCAUCAACCGAUACCCAAUGCUUUGCCAAAUGCUAGCAGUAGUAGCACUACUCAUAAUCAAAGUAGUAGUCGACCACCGAGUUUACGAUCCAUUAAGCGAUAUAGUUUAGAUGGUCUAUAA
This is a messenger RNA of Mycotypha africana, 831 nucleotides long. RefSeq lists its product as uncharacterized. Gene Ontology annotation, cellular component: phagophore assembly site. Gene Ontology annotation, biological process: autophagosome assembly; autophagy. The record is from RefSeq and is a predicted model, not a curated record. Bases 1 to 831 code for a protein of 276 amino acids. The transcript has 6 exons. NCBI's taxonomy places the organism in Eukaryota, Fungi, Mucoromycota, Mucoromycetes, Mucorales, Mycotyphaceae.